This is a messenger RNA of Aedes albopictus (Asian tiger mosquito), 450 nucleotides long. RefSeq lists its product as uncharacterized. The coding region runs from base 1 to 450 and encodes 149 amino acids. The record is from RefSeq and is a predicted model, not a curated record. NCBI's taxonomy places the organism in Eukaryota, Metazoa, Arthropoda, Insecta, Diptera, Culicidae. The transcript is spliced from 4 exons.
AUGUUUCCGGAUGUCCCCGUGCAGGUGGAGAAAGUGCUGGUGAACGAUACCGCGCAGAUCAAGUGUGACGUAUCGUCCAGCCUGCCAGGCGAUCGGGUACUGCUCGUAGUGUGGUACAAAGAUAACGUACCCAUUUAUAGCUAUGACACCCGGGUGAAACACAAUGAACCACCGUCACACUGGAGAGAUGGUACCAUCCUUGAAAAUCGUGCCAAAUUCAAACUUCAGGAACGGGACAAGAGCCGGGCAGAACUGGUCAUCAAUCCAGUUCUGAAAAAGGAUGCCGGAGUGUUCCGCUGCCGGGUGGAUUUUCUGCUCUCGCCUACGAAGAAUAGCAACGUUAACCUAGAAAUAGUGGGUAAGUACCGGAUCGUUCCGUUUGACGACUGCAACGACGACGACGAGGACGACGCGUUGCUGUUGUUUAGGGAUGCCCUUUGUUCGGGUUGA